AUGGACAUGUUUUCAGUGACAGUGAAAAAAUCACCUGUAGCAUACUUCUUGGAGAAAGUUGGCAAUGGAAAUUCUUUAUGGAACACAACAACUCUUGGGGAUGAAAAAGGAAGAGAACGGGUUUAUGACACUAUCUUCCGCUUGCCAUGGAGAUGUGAAUUGCUUAUUGAUGUUGGCUUCUUUGUCUGUUUCAAUUCUUUUCUGUCAUUGUUAACUGUGAUGCCAACAAGGGUGGUAAUGAUCGUUUGGAAGCUUCUGAAAACAAGGAAGUUCAAGAGGCUGUCUCCAGUUGAAUUGUCGGAUUUUGGCUAUUUUAUUAUUAUGGCUUGUGGAAUCACUGUUUUGCAGCAAAUAGAUAUCAGCUUCAUAUAUCAUAUAAUCCGUGGUCAAGCAACAAUCAAACUGUAUGUGAUCUACAACGUCUUAGAGGUAUUUGAUAAAUUAUGUCAAAUUUUUAAUGGGGAUGUGUUGCAAAUGUUAUUUUAUUCGGCCGAAGAACUUGGAAGGUGUCCUUCUGAAACACGGAGUAUGAGACUCUGCAUUUGGAGAUUUAUUUCGGACCAAAUUUUAGCUGUUGUUACAACAAUUGUUCAUUCUUUUAUUUUAUUAGCUCAGGCAAUUACUUUAUCAGCCUGCAUUGUUGCUCACUACAAUGCACUGCCAGCUCUGCUGGUGUCAAAUAAUUUUUCUGAGAUCAAAAGCUACGUGUUUAAGGGAUACAAAAAGGACAAUAUUCAUAGUAUGGUGUACUUUGCCUUUGACUCGUCGCUCUCACUUUUGCAAGCAUUCGCCAUUUGCAUUGCAUUAGUUGAUAGCAAGAUGCCAUGUGAGCUUUCUGGAACAAGAAAGUCGCAAACCGAGGAACUAAAGGCUUUUGGUAAAUUAGAAGAUAUUCCUACAAGUUAUGUUUCUAAUCCACCAGUUUCUCCUGUUGGUAACUUUUCUCUUCCACUUGCUUCGCUGCUCUUCAAACCCUCGUGCGUCUUUGAGGGAUUGGAAUCACCCGCUGAUGGUAGACGUUCAUCUGAGUCUAGCUACCGUAUUGGAGAUAAUGGAACUUUAGAGGGGACAAAUUAG
Molecule: messenger RNA, 1077 nt
Organism: Vicia faba (fava bean)
Lineage: Eukaryota; Viridiplantae; Streptophyta; Magnoliopsida; Fabales; Fabaceae
Source: the annotation of a GenBank genome assembly